AUUUCUGAGGGAGCGUUUACGGGGCUGCAACGCAGGAAGUGUGCCUUGACAGAGCGAGCAGCCUGAUGUGUUGCAGUGUUUAGCGGCAAGCGACUGUGUUUACGUCCCCACAUCCAAGCUCCAGAGCUCCGAUCACACUCGAGAGGGGACAGCCAUGAUUAAACCGACGAUGUUCUCCGGGCUGCCGGAGCUCGGGAUCUCUAACGGAGAAGAUCUCAAAGAAACUCUCACCAACUGCACCGAGCCUCUGAAAGCCAUUGACCAGUUCCAGAUGGAAAAUGGCAUCCUGCUGCCAACUCUCCAGUCUGCUCUUCCCUUCCUUGACCUCCAUGGAACGCCUCGGCUGGAGUUCCACCAGUCGGUCUUUGAUGAGCUUCGUGACAAGCUGAUGGAGCGAGUCGCCACCAUUGCAGAGGGCAAGGACGAGGACAGAUACGGGAAGCUUGAAGAGCUGCUGGAGAAGAGCUUUCCACUCGUCAAAAUGCCGUCCAUUCAGCCUGUGGUAAUGCAGGUGCUGAAGCAUCUACCCAAGGUGCCAGAGAAGAAACUGAAGAUGGUCAUGGCUGACAAGGAGCUGUACAAGGUGUGUGCUGUGGAGGUGAAAAGGCAGAUCUGGCAGGACAACCAGGCUCUGUUUGGAGAUGAGGUCUCGCCCCUCCUAAAGCAGUACAUCGUGGAAAAGGAAGCGGCUCUGUUCAGCAGCGACCUCUCCAUCCUCCAUAACUUCUUCAGCCCCUCUCCCAAAACACGGCGCCAAGGCGAGGUGGUCCUAAAGCUGACUCAGAUGAUAGGAAAGAACGUGAAGUUGUACGACAUGGUGCUGCAGUUUUUACGAACGCUCUUCCUGCGAACGAGAAACGUCCACUACUGCACACUGAGAGCAGAGCUGCUCAUGUCUCUUCACGACCUGGACAUCAGUGAGAUCUGUUCUGUCGACCCCUGCCACAAGUUCACAUGGUGUUUAGAUGCCUGCAUCCGUGAAAAGUUUGUGGAUGGCAAACGAGCCAGAGAGCUGCAAGGUUUCCUGGAUGGAGUGAAGAAGGGACAAGAGCAAGUUCUCGGGGACCUGUCCAUGAUCCUGUGUGACCCGUUUGCCUGUAACACCCUGGUCCUGAGUAUCAUGAGGAACCUGCAAGAGCUGCUAAGUCAGGAAGCUUUACCCAGGGUGAGGGGACACAAACGACACGAUACACAAACCUGCCGGUGGUGUCUUGUUAUUCUGCUGAUUGACAGCUGGGGGGCACUAUUGUGUAAUUUAGUGAGCAGUGCAGAAGGCAAAGAAGAGGGAAAAGCAAAUCUCAUUAGACCAUUUCUCUUGUUGAUGAGUGAGUGGAGUGACAACUACCACAGGCACAGUGACGUCACUUCUCUGAUAUGUCUGAUGUGAACGAUGCCUGAGCUGAGAGCUCCUGUGAUUCCAACUCCUGUUGUUGCUGUUCUCCUCAGGUACCUCCAGGAGAACAGAGUGGCCUGUGAAAUGGGUCUCUACUAUGUGCUCCACAUUGCCAAACUGAGGAACAAGAACGCCUUACAGAGGUUACUGCCUGCUCUAGUUGAGACUUACAAUGACAUGGCCUUCGGUGACAUCUUCCUGCACCUGCUGACCGGACACCUCACCCUGCUCUCCGAUGAGUUUGGUACAGAAGAGUUUUGUUCAGUUGUGUUUGAUGGCUUCCUCCUCACUUCUUUCUCCAGUAAAGAGAACGUCCACAGACACACCCUUCGAAUGUUGCUGCACCUACAGCAGAAAGUGCUGCCGUCGUACAUGGACACCUUGAUGAAAACUCUUGAACCUCCGAAACAGUGCAGCGAGCCAGUGAAGGAGCUGUACACCCAGCUGAUGGAGAAGUUGGAGGCCCAGAAGAAGAGCCCUCCACCACCAGAUGAAGCCCCAUCCCUGGAUCUAGGGCUGCACCCGGUGACUGUCCCCACCACCACCACCACCACCACCACCACACCAACCACGCCUCUCUGAGAGGCAGCAGAAAUGGGAAGGAAAACAGAAUAGUUAACCGGUGACUGACAGUCUCCUAAAAGACUGGGACAUCUUACAUUAUUGUUCGCUGUACAACUUUUUUUUUUUCAUGUAGGUUUAGUUUCUUUAGAUGUUUGUCUCAGAGAGGGUCUUCCAGACAGUGUGGUCCUCUAUUGUUCAUCAGUGUUUUCAUAUGUAACUGUCUUAUGAGUGUGUUACAUUUGAAUUACGUCAGUAGUGCAAGAAUUGUGUAAAUAAAUGAUUCCUAGUAACACACGGGUGUU
Paralichthys olivaceus (Japanese flounder) is the source of this 2259-nucleotide messenger RNA. The record is from RefSeq and is a predicted model, not a curated record. NCBI's taxonomy places the organism in Eukaryota, Metazoa, Chordata, Actinopteri, Pleuronectiformes, Paralichthyidae.